Messenger RNA from Rhagoletis zephyria (snowberry fruit fly), 1485 nucleotides. The record is from RefSeq and is a predicted model, not a curated record. NCBI's taxonomy places the organism in Eukaryota, Metazoa, Arthropoda, Insecta, Diptera, Tephritidae.
AUGGGUUUCGGCAAGAUCCAGGACCUGGCCGUCGUCACCAACAUCGCCCCCACCGCCACCACCGAACAGCUGCGGACCUUACUCUCCAUUGGCACCAUUCGCGAGUUUGUUGUCUAUCCCACAAACGAUCCAUCACAAAUAGUGACCCGAGUAUGCUACGUGCGUUACCAAGACCCAAUCAAUGUUUGCGUGGCAGAGCAUCUCACGAACACGGUCUUCAUUGACAGAGCUAUUAUGGUCAGGCCUGUUCACGAUGGUCGAAUACCUGAUGAAGCUAUGGCUCUAAAGUUAGCCAGUGAAGGCCACUCUCAAAACAGCAGCAAUAGUGGUGUUGUCAGCCAGGUGGCCAAUGUUAAUGGAACACAAUCAAUAACUACUAUUGAUCCUCGAUUGAACGCUCUUGGCCUACCUCAAUAUCCACCACUACCGGCCAACUUGGACCCAGCCAAAAUUGAAGAAAUCAGAAGGACCGUUUCAGCGUCAAACAUUUCUCAAUAUUCGACGCCUGAACAGAUUUUGGAAUUUUUCAAUCAGUUUGGCGAAGUAAAGUACCUUCGAAUGACUUCAAAUGAAACAGAUCUAAUUAAAUCGGCUUUGAUUGAAUUUACCGAUCAAAUGAGCGUCGCAAAUGCUCUUCAAAGUACUGGAAUAAACUUGAAUGGAUCUUUAAUAAGUAUUAAUCAUUCAAAUAGUGGAAUCUUGAAACCUCAUCACAACAUAACCCAUGGAAACGGAAACGAUAAUAUCAAAGCUCAAGACCCCAAAUCACGCUCCAAAGAGUCACCAGUUACUAGUAGAAGAAGUAGAUCACAAUCACGAAGAUCUCGUUCUCCUCAUCGAUCUAAACGACGAUCAAUUACUCCCUCUCCUCCACGUGACCGUCGCCGGCGAUCUCGCUCUCGUGAACGCCGUAGAUCAGCUGAAAGAAAAAGAUCUCCUUCGCCAGUUUAUGGGAAAGACCGAAGUCGAGACAGGCGAAUUAGGGAACGAUCCAAAGAUCGAGACCGCAGUCGUCGAAGCCCUGAAAGAAGUCGGGAUCGGGAAAGAGACCGCGACCGAGAACGCGAGCGGGAAAGAGAACGGGAUCGAGAACGCGAGCGCGAACGAGAAAGAGAGCGGGAACGGGAGCGUAGAGACCGGGAAAGAUCUCGCCGUGACCAUAGUCGGGAGCGCAGAAGUAAAGACCGUGAACGGGAACGUAGUCGCCGGAAAGAAAGAGAAAGAAGUCGUGACUCUGAACGGAAAGCGGUGGUGGACAAGAGUCGGCGGCGCGACAAGGACCGACGAUCAUCGCGCUCGCGUUCGCGAUCAAAGAGCCCUAACGACAAACGGGUAAAUGAUCUUCCCGAGGAUCGAAUGUCCGUCGAAAUGGAUAUUGAUGAGAACAAGAAAAUGGAGCCAGACCGCCUAAGUGCUAAAAGCGAUGAAGGCAGUCCUCUCGGAAAAUCCUCCGCCGCUUGGAUAACAGCCAGCGGCAGUCCCUAG